Messenger RNA from Babesia ovata, 1854 nucleotides. RefSeq names its product Apolipophorin-III superfamily protein, putative. Lineage: Eukaryota; Apicomplexa; Aconoidasida; Piroplasmida; Babesiidae. Bases 1 to 1854 code for a protein of 617 amino acids. The transcript is spliced from 2 exons. The record is from RefSeq and is a predicted model, not a curated record.
AUGUUACCGUUACCGACAGUGCUAAGCGGGAAGGGGCAGAGUCGACGCAGACUUCACCAACCCACUCGAACCUCUACUCACCGAAGCAGCCGGGAAAGCCACGUUGAUAACAUUGGACCUACGAUAGGAGAGCAGAUUGAUAGGCUGCAGAAACCCAAAGGCGCUGGCCAGUCGAACAAUGUUCAACAUUUCAUUGACGAGCUUCAAGAGAAGAUCGAUAAGCUCAAGCCUCUAGUUAGCGGGAUUGAUAAAUCUGCCGAAGGUUACAUGAAAGAUGAGGUCGGGUCCCUGAAAGACAAAGUUGCAGAUCUUAAAAGGCGCAUUGAGGAAAUUGAUAAGGCUAUUAAGGAAUUUGAUGAAGCUCUCCGCGGCGCAAUAACCGACGCCACGUUGGCCGUUAACACGGCACGCCAGACUUUGACUGACGGUAUUUCCGACUUACAAGAACAACUCACCAGUGAAGUCAAAACAGCCUUCAUAUCUGUCCACACCAAGGUAAAACAAAUGUUCUGCAAACAACAUCAAGAGGACUUAAAUGCCUUACACAGUUUAGUCGUGGCGCAAGAAGGGGAAAUAAAGAAGAUUAUUGAAGCUGAUAAGAAGAAUGGUCUUAAAGGUAUGCUUAACAAGUUGAAUACGCAUUUGAUGGAACAAAUUAAAGAACUUAAGCAUAUUCCGCGUUACACUUCCAGCAUCGAUCCUGCAAUGCAUUCUUCACUGAGCAAACUUGUCCUAAGGGUCAAGAUAGGCUUCAAAGAUUUUUUCCAAAUGUUCAGUGAACAAAGCGAUGUAAAGUCUCAGAAAGCGGAAAUUGAAAAGGUGUCGAGCUCUCUUGACAUAUUGCUCCAGCGCAUCAGAGAUUCCCAGCACUUUGAUUGCCUUGUUACCGAAAAGCGCUUGGAGUUUGAAAAUUCACUCAGGGGUUUUAAUCCCGACGUCAUGAACGAUGGACAGAAGAUAGUGCUGAGGCCUUUGAAAAAAGGGUUCAAUGAUUUUGUCACACACCUACGCAACGCAUAUGUCUCCAGAUAUUCUAGACAGACCAUCGAUUGGCAGAAACCAAAACAGACUCCAACAUCUACUACGUCUUCAACUGGCGCUCCAAAAUCGGUUCCCCUUCCAGCAUCCGCUGCAACUACGGUGUCUGUGCAACAAGAAAAGGAACCGUCGGAAGACGCCAUGAAAUGCGCCAAAAUAUGUGCUACAAUAAUCCCAAUCAUAGAGAGCCGGUUAACCAAUAUGAGAAAGCGCCGCCAUAACACCGGUUGGAGAACUAAGAAAUGUUUCGGCAACUUAGACGGCAGUCUACCUGCCUUCCUUGCUGAUUGUGACUACAGUGUUUGCGCUGUAGGAGACAAGCAGGAUGGCGAGGUGAGAAGAGAUUUGAAUGGUUCUUCCAUUUAUGAACUGCUUGAGACAGAGGUCAACGGUCAGACGUUGUUUAAUAAGAAUAACGGAAAGGGAUAUGAAAGCAAAACACUUUCUGAGCUGACCGGACACUUAAAAACAUAUUACACGACAUGCCACUUAACACUUCCACCUUCACCUAAAUACCCCUGCAGUGUACGUGAUAUGCUUACAUGGCUUACAGGUCUUCCUUACACUAGUGUCUACAGUCAAAUUAAUGGUUAUUGUAAAUCAUUGCUUGAUAAAGAUGAGUCGUAUAAGAAGGACAGCGUCAUCUUACCAAUGCUUGAACAUAACUUAUCCAGCUACAUAACCUCCACAACACAAAAGGCAUACGAUGUACUUGUUACCGUAUCCGGAAACGGUCACGGUGCCCCAACGUUGAUUACCCAUAUGCCUGUAACUUCCGUGACAACUCCCGAGGGUUCCAUUACCCAUCCGACGUAG